AUGGGAAACACGAAAAUUCUUGCAGAAGCCAAGAAUUUAUGGAUGAAACUCAAUCUCCGAGGGGCAAUCCUUACGAGCCUAUCUCUGCAAGUCUUUCUCAUCUUUUUUGCACCCAUGCGAAAGAGGUGGUCAAACAGGUGGUUCACGAUUCUCAUGUGGUCGGCUUACUUGGUUGCCGACUCGGUCGCUGUAUAUGCCUUUGGACUCAUUGCCAAAGUCCAAAUCGUUGGUGGUGGUACUUCAGAUUCCGAGGUCGAUGCAUAUGGCGACCUUCUGGCAUUUUGGGCUCCAUUUCUGCUGCUACACCUCGGAGGACCCGACACCAUAACCGCUUUUGCGCUCGAGGAUAAUGAGCUGUGGCGGAGGCACUUGCUUAAUCUCUUAUUCCAGCUAGGCACUGCAUGCUAUGUGUUUUACCAAUACCUCCCCAGCAACAAGCUAACUGUCCCGACCGUCCUUGUGUUUAUUGGAGGAACCAUAAAAUAUAUAGAGCGAACACGUGCUCUGUAUCUUGCCAGCUUCAGUAAAUUCCGUGGUUCCCUGCUUCCGUCUGUUGGUUUUGACCGGGAUAGCCAUGCUCCGAUAGAGAUGAUGCAGGAGCCCAAUAUCGAAUCCCGAGAUGCUGGAGAGCAAAAUAAAACCGAUUUGGACGACAGAGAAGUGAUAAUAACCGCAUUUUUUCACUUCACAACCUUCAAAGGCAUCCUUGUGGAACUCCCCCUCCACUUGAGUCAAAUGAACGAAAGCUUCGAAUUUUUCGGGAGGAUGAUAACUGCAAAGGAUGCUUUUCGGGUCAUUGAGGCUGAGCUCAACUUCUUUUAUGAUGUUCUUUAUACCAAGGCUGCCGUGGUUCAAAGUCCAACAGGGUACCUUUUCCGAGCUAUCUCAAUUGGUUCCGUCGUUACUGCUUUUGCACUUUUCUAUGUCCUGAACAAGCAUGGUUUUCACGAAUAUGAUGUACGGAUUACAUACACCUUGCUCCUUGGAGCUGUUGGCCUGGAAUUUGUAGCUCUUGGUAGGCUCAUUUGCUCUGACUGGACAAUUGCACUUUUAGGGAGAUUCAAAAAACAUCGUAUAGGAAGCACCUUCGAGAAGUUCCUCCUCAAAUUCAAAUCCGAAAGGUCACCAUUUGCAUUGCAUAUACUACAUGCUAGGUGGUCUAGAUCAAUCUUCCAGUACAAUUUGAUAGAUUCUUCGCUGAGAAGGUCGCCGAGAAGGCCACCAACACGGAUUGAGAAACUCCUUGGUCUCAUCCCUCUGGGCGCAUUGUUUGAUGACUUGAAGCCUGGACGAGUAGAACCAUACAGUGACAAAUUACGUGAACUGAUUUUUGAUGAGCUGAAACGGAAGCAAUUGGUUGCAAGAAAUUUCGAAAGCAAAAUGGAGAUAUGUGCUGCUCGAGGUGAAUGGGCUCUGGAGCAUUCUGAAACAGAGCAAGAUUGCACAAACUUGCUUCCAUUCGUCUGUGAUGUCGAUUAUGAUGAAAGCCUUUUACUGUGGCACGUUGCCACUGAGCUCUGUUACAAUACUGACCCUGAUGAAACUAGGAACGAUCGUGUAAACAGUAAGGUCUUGUCGGAUUAUAUGCUUCAUCUUAUGAUCAAACGACCAGAUAUGAUGUCUGCAGUGGGUGGGUAUGGCGAAAUAAGGUUCCGGUACACUUGUGAUGAGAUGGACGAGUUCAUCAGCAAAAAUCCCUCUGAUGGGAGCAAAACAAAGAUAUCGAAGGAAAGAGCAUGCCAAAGUCUCCUCUCUGGUUUUUCAAAAGUGGAGCCACGUCUACAGGAAGGAAAGAUAAUCAGAUCUGUGCUUGCUAAAGCGUGUGCUCUCGCUAGGGUAUUGCAGAAUAUUGAGAAGGAAAAGAGGUGGAAGAUCACGAGUGAAGUGUGGGUGGAAUUGCUGGGGUACGCUGCGAUCCAUUGCCGACCUUACAAUUAUGCUCAACAACUGAGUAAAGGAGGAGAACUUGUCACCUUGGUUUGGCUAUUGAUGGCACAGCUUGGCUUCUAUCGACAUUUGCGAGUAGCCGUGUCUCCAGAGACGGACCGAUUGCUCGAAAAUACUUGA
Messenger RNA from Syzygium oleosum, 2067 nucleotides. RefSeq lists its product as uncharacterized. NCBI's taxonomy places the organism in Eukaryota, Viridiplantae, Streptophyta, Magnoliopsida, Myrtales, Myrtaceae. The transcript has a single exon. The coding region runs from base 1 to 2067 and encodes 688 amino acids. The record is from RefSeq and is a predicted model, not a curated record.